Austrofundulus limnaeus is the source of this 1624-nucleotide messenger RNA. RefSeq names its product syntaxin 16 (gene stx16). The transcript is spliced from 9 exons. Gene Ontology annotation, molecular function: SNAP receptor activity; SNARE binding. Bases 353 to 1276 code for a protein of 307 amino acids. Gene Ontology annotation, cellular component: membrane; endomembrane system; SNARE complex. The record is from RefSeq and is a predicted model, not a curated record. Gene Ontology annotation, biological process: vesicle fusion; vesicle-mediated transport; intracellular protein transport. NCBI's taxonomy places the organism in Eukaryota, Metazoa, Chordata, Actinopteri, Cyprinodontiformes, Rivulidae.
AACGCGUUACGCAGGUGUUUACGUUUCCACUUCCGUAGCUUCAGGAUAGCGGCAUACCGUCACCAGGAUGAUUUAAAAUCCAAAUUUUACCUAGAAAUUCUCGAUUAUAAUCUAGAUUCUUCUCACUUGUGAGAUAAAGUGGGCUUUACAGAUGAAAAUGAUUCAAGUCGUUUAAUGUCCACAGAUAGCGCUGCGUCGCGAUCUUUUUUCAUUCUCAUUCAUCGCARGUAAAAAAGCUAAAACGCGAGCAGCGCGUUAAUAAAUCGUGGACACGUAAUUGAAUUAAAAAAAGGAAAACAUCAGCUGAUCCGCAUUUUGUCCUGGUUUAAUUUAGAGUUGAAACAAGCCAGCCAUGGCCACUAGGCGUCUGACCGAUGCCUUCUUGUUAAUGCGGAACAAUGCAAUCCAAAACCGGCAGAUUUUGGCUGAGCAAGAGCUUGAUGAGAUGGCAGAUGACCGAAUGGCUCUGGUGUCCGGGAUUAGUCUGGAUCCUGAAGCUGCCAUCGGUGUCACAAAGAAACUGCCUCCCAAAUGGAUAGAAGGGGUUGAUGAGAUCCAGUAUGAAAUCACACGGAUUCGGCAGAAAAUGAAGGAUCUGGCUUUGCUUCACGACAAGCACAUGAACCGUCCCACUCUGGAUGACAGCAGUGAAGAGGAGCACGCUAUAGAGAUCACUACUCAGGAGAUCACGCAGAUGUUUCAUCGGUGCCAGCGAGCGGUGACGGGUCUGCAGUCUCGUCGGGGCCACUGCACCGAGCAGGAGGAGAGGCUGCUGACAAACGUGGUGUCGUCUCUGGCUCAGAGCCUGCAGGACCUCUCCAUCAACUUCAGACACACGCAGUCCAGCUACCUGAAACGAAUGAAGAAUCGUGAGGAGAGGUCGAAGCACUUUUUUGACUCUGGACCUUUAAUGGAAGAAGAUGAAGAACUAGCUCUAUAUGACAAGGGCUUCACAGACGACCAGCUGGUGCUGGUGGAGCAGAACACGGUUCUGGUUGAGGAGCGGGAGAGGGAGAUCCGACAGAUCGUGCAGUCCAUCUCAGACCUGAACGAGAUUUUCCGAGACUUGGCUGGAAUGGUGGUGGAGCAGGGCACUGUUCUGGACAGAAUUGACUUCAAUGUGGAGCAGGCUUGUGUUAAAACAGAAGAUGGGUUGAAACAGUUACAAAAGGCGGAACAAUAUCAGAAGAAAAACAGGAAGAUGCUGGUCAUUUUGAUCCUUUUCGUUAUAAUUAUUGUUCUAAUUAUUAUUCUUUUUGGAACAAAGUUUAAAUAAUCUUUUCCUUCGACUUGUGUUGUCUGUCUGGGUGUUUUUUUUUUUUUUUUUGUCAUGUUUUUGCGUGGACUUGGGACUCGGUUUUGCUCCAAACAAACAUUUUUACCUUUCAUACCGACCGAGAAACAUCAAGAAGUAUUCUACGUGUUUGCAGGUUGCACUUUGAGCCAUGUGGGGAUGUUUUAAUGGAAGAAACAAACAACAGAUUUCUGGCUACGCUGUGGCUUUUUUUGUUAARGCAAGAGACCAUUGAGGUUGUGACAGAAUCCACCAAGACUCGUCCACGUUGACAUAUCUGUGUCUUAAAAAUAAAAGAAGUCCUUUGUUGUUCGACUGUCACUGUUAAAA